AUGAGACUUUCAAGGAUCUCAACGCUGGCGAUCGGUACCGUGAUACUGGCCCUGGUGAUCGGUGAAAUCAAUGGCAAUGUGCACGAUUUCGAGGGGAACGAUAUCGUUAGCCACAACGGGAACGCGAACGGCCGGCAGGAAACCUCGAUGGGGCGUGGAUUUGCUGAAUCUGCCAAGGAUCUUAUUACCAGUCCUGCCGGACAGCUUGCGGUUUCGUUCGCCAAGGAGAUGAUUAGUCGAUCGGCUGGGAACAGUCAGGUGCUGAGCUUGAAUCUUACAAACUUGCUGAUACUGUUCCUGUUGAAAGCACUCAUUUUCGCAGCCGGUCUAAUAGGUGCCGGAAACUGGGGAGGAUACGCACGAGGAAGAAGCGAAGACGGUGGAUCAUUUUUCCAACCUGGCGAAACAGGCCUUCUGAUCGGCUAUUUGGCUGCCGAAGGUUCCGGUCAGGAAGGGUGUAUGCUGCUAUCGGCCUGUCAAGCGCCACGAAUGGCUAACGAGUACGCAAGAGCCGCCCAUGCACUGGUGCAGGGUGCCGAAAUUUUUGAUCCGGAAAUCCCACGAAACAGUAAAUACAACCGGAUGCUGAUGCAGAUCGAUCGGGCUGUUAUGGAGGGAUUGCAAGGUGCACCGUGCGAUAUGAUUUAUCCCUGUCACCUGUAG
Topomyia yanbarensis is the source of this 663-nucleotide messenger RNA. RefSeq lists its product as uncharacterized. The transcript has 3 exons. NCBI's taxonomy places the organism in Eukaryota, Metazoa, Arthropoda, Insecta, Diptera, Culicidae. The record is from RefSeq and is a predicted model, not a curated record. The coding region runs from base 1 to 663 and encodes 220 amino acids.